Dinoponera quadriceps is the source of this 2553-nucleotide messenger RNA. Its product is annotated as serine/threonine/tyrosine-interacting protein-like. Gene Ontology annotation, molecular function: F-box domain binding; protein tyrosine/serine/threonine phosphatase activity. Lineage: Eukaryota; Metazoa; Arthropoda; Insecta; Hymenoptera; Formicidae. The transcript is spliced from 5 exons. The coding region runs from base 276 to 956 and encodes 226 amino acids. Gene Ontology annotation, biological process: negative regulation of protein binding; protein dephosphorylation; negative regulation of SCF-dependent proteasomal ubiquitin-dependent catabolic process. The record is from RefSeq and is a predicted model, not a curated record. Gene Ontology annotation, cellular component: cytoplasm; nucleoplasm.
UCGAUCCAGCGUGCAGCGCGAUUGACACUCGCGAGGAUACGAUAACAUUGUCAUCGCAAAAUUUACCUCGAAUAUCGGAAAGGAAUUAAAAGCCGAAUCAAUCUGGAGACAAAGGAGGCGUGGAGUCGAACGGGGAAAUCGUGGGCAAGACGGGGACGAAUAUCCUGAUUGAAGAGGGAACAGCGGGUGUGAGGGUGCGGGGAAAAAACGCUCCUGUGUCCUUGUGCUUCCCCGUGAGUUCCCGGCUCCCGACGACCGGAACAUUACCAUUGGUGAUGCUGUCGGUGGAUAAUGAGAGCUCUCACAACAACGAAGUAUGCGAAAGCACCAGAGAAUUAGGAACUGAUCAGGAUUAUCCAGAAUUACCUACAUCCUCAAUACAAGGGCCUAAAGAAUGGACAUACACAAUGAGAAGACAAAUGCAGGAAGUAGUACCUGGCUUAUUCCUUGGCCCGUACAGCGCUGCUAGUCGUUCCAAACUGGACAGCCUGCUUGAGCAUGGAAUAACGCACAUAGUCUGCGUCAGGCAAGACAUAGAGGCAAACUUUAUCAGGCCCAACUUUCCCGAUAAGUUCAAAUAUCUAGUGCUGAAUAUCGCGGACAUCGCGACGGAAAAUAUCAUACAGCACUUCCAAACUGUCAAGACGUUCAUCGACGAAGGACUGAAUUCUGGCGGUCAAGUCCUCGUGCACGGUAAUGCCGGCAUCUCGAGAUCCGCUGCACUAGUCUUGGCAUACAUGAUGGAAACGUACGGGCUCUCACAGACACAGGCGUACGCGAUAGUGCAGCAAAGGAGAUUCUGCAUAAACCCCAACGAGGGCUUCAUGACGCAGCUGAGGGAGUACGAGCCGAUAUAUCAGGCGCAGAAAACGUUGAGGAACGGCCAACAGAGCCACGUCAGAGAGCGCAGCAAGAGAACGAUCCAUCAGAUCGACGAGUCGAUGACGGACAGUUGAUAAUGACGGGACAAUCGACGGGGAGGGUGGACGCCAAAGUUACCGAGAUUACGUGUAUCGGUGUCGUCUUCAACGAAGGGGAACGAAGUAGCAUCGAACCAACACCGAUACAUGUCGAACACCGGACGUAUUCAAUGAGAUUUUAGUACAUAACGUUCGACGACGAUUAUUAACGAAAGCUAACGUAAGCACGGAGGAGACGGCGCAAAUUCGUACGAUUCAACCGAUUAGACUGACUACAUACGCGGCUAGAUAAGUUAUUGUCAUUAGUACUUUACUCACGUCGGAGCUGUCCGAACCAAGAGAGAGCGAUCAGUUGAACUUCGCUUUUCGGGCGUGAUAAUCUCAAGUUGAAUUCUUAUCGAGAGAUUUUGGAAAAAUCGCAAAUGUACAUAUGUUUCAUUUGUAUAUAUUUUUUCUCAUUUCAUUUUUAUACUCAUCCAAUUGUCCGAUUCGAAUUAAAUUAUAUUAAUAAGACUCGGAUCUCAAUUCGGUGAAUCAUAAGGAGAGUUCGUUCUUUUCUUUCAGUAGAAAAAAAUUAAUAAAAUCUGGAGCGCGAAGUAGUCGCUAACAAGCGCACAUUAUGGACAGCUCUGACUUAUGGCUCUUCUGAGUCUGCACCAUGAUUAUCUCGGUUGGUGACUUCAAAAGCGAGAAGAUAGAAAAUUCUUGCAAAGUAAAUUGAAGCAAAAAAUAUAUCCACCAAAAAAGACAUUGCCAAUUAAGUAGAUUUGUAAAAUCUUCGGGGAACUUUUCUUCUAUACUGAUAAUUAAUGAAUCUAUAAAUAGCCGCAGAAUUAAUUAAUUUGUCUCAAGUAGCCUGUUUUAGCUAUAUAUAUUUCUGUCACGUGUCACAUGGCCUCUUAAUUACAUGAUUUUCUUCAUUUCACGGCUAUUUAUUGAUAACUGUAGUAAAGGGAGUUUUAGAAUAUUUUACAAAUCUGUGCUUAAGGCUCCUGCUCAUUUGCUGCGGUCGUCUUAUUUGAUAACGUUGUCAGAAACGAAGGAAAGCAUGCCUAAAAUUCUUGCGAAAUACACUGAAUUAAAAUGAUACAAAAUCACACUUGUAGUCGAUUAAGCAUAUUUGUAAGAUAUUCUGAAAACCUUCCUUCUUAGUUUAACUUUUCGCAUGAUUUUGUCAUGUCAAUUUCACGGCUAUUUAUUAAAAUUAUUAAAGUAAAAGGAAAGUUCACGGAAUAUUUCACAAGUGCGCUCAAUCGAUCACAUGUAUCCUUUUAUGAUAUUUAUGGUAAAAUACCAAUGUUGGGAGUCUUCGGAAUUGUGAGAAAUUUUUACGAUGAUUUCUGUGCACCCUUAAUCAAAAUGGUUACGCCGAGGAAACAGGCGUCUUAUAAUCGACCGCAAAUGUCAUUUUACGGACACGUCUUUUUAAAGUAUUUAGCAAGAAUUUCGAGCGUGUAUUAUUCGACGGCGAAACAGGAGCCUUGAAACUAAUUCUUAACCGUUCAAGGGCGGAUUACAUUUCUAGAUGCUGUAUUUUCUAUUUAUUUAUUUAUUAAGAUUCUAAGUUGUUUACGGCUGUUGUUACGAGACGUUGCACUCUUGUAAGAAAAGAAUAUAAGCGAUAUUUUCCAAA